Messenger RNA from Poeciliopsis prolifica (blackstripe livebearer), 1440 nucleotides. It is a transcript of the gene hoxd9a, whose product is annotated as homeobox D9a. Gene Ontology annotation, biological process: anterior/posterior pattern specification; DNA-templated transcription; proximal/distal pattern formation. Bases 78 to 902 code for a protein of 274 amino acids. Gene Ontology annotation, cellular component: nucleus. The record is from RefSeq and is a predicted model, not a curated record. The transcript has 2 exons. Gene Ontology annotation, molecular function: DNA-binding transcription factor activity, RNA polymerase II-specific; RNA polymerase II cis-regulatory region sequence-specific DNA binding. NCBI's taxonomy places the organism in Eukaryota, Metazoa, Chordata, Actinopteri, Cyprinodontiformes, Poeciliidae.
UACUAUGAUUGUUCAUAGAGGGAAGCUUCCCGUUAACAGCGCAACCCUUUUUAUAUGAGUAAGGAAGGGAUGGAAAAAUGUCUUCCAGCGGCGCUCUCGGUAACUGCUUUGUGGACGCUAUGAUGGGGCAGGAGCCCGAGGAGAUGUACGGAGCUCGCUUCAUCCAGCCGCCGCACACCAUGACCCCGAGGCCGCCGCCAGGUGCCGGGGACAGCGCAGACUUCUCCUCCUGCAGCUUUUCACCAAAGUCCACCGUGUUCACCCCGUCCUGGUCCUCGAUGCACCCUCAGGGACUUUACCACCCCUAUGUCCACCAUCACCACCACCAGUCCCAUCUGCCCGCAUCCGACAGCAGAUACGUCGGCGUGCGCUCCUGGAUGGACCCCAUCUCCAACCACGUUUCCUUCGCCGGGUUCCACUCCUCCGGCAGCAGACCGUAUGGGACUAAGCCGGAGCUCCUCCUGCCCGGGAAGCCUACAGGCGGGGAUCCGCUGGAGGAAAGUGAAGCCGGGAGCGGAGCCGAGGCUCGACCCGUGACCGCGGAGUUCUCCUGUGGAGCUGCAGAGUGUCCGGAAAAGGCGAGCAGGGAGCAGAGUGGGAGCGAGGCUUCGAGUCAUGGCGAUCCCAAAGACGAAAAGCCACAACAACUUGACCCAAAUAACCCUGCUGCCAACUGGAUCCACGCCCGCUCCACGAGAAAGAAGCGCUGCCCCUACACUAAAUAUCAGACUUUAGAGCUGGAGAAGGAGUUUCUCUACAACAUGUAUCUGACAAGGGACCGGCGCUACGAGGUGGCUCGCAUACUCAGCUUAACGGAGAGACAAGUGAAGAUCUGGUUCCAGAACCGGAGGAUGAAGAUGAAGAAGAUGAACAGAGAGAGAAGCGGCAAGGAGAUCAUUUAAACUCUUUUUUUUUUUUUGAGGCAAAAAGAAAACCCAUCUGAACUCUCUCACAGUAAUUUUUUGCAGCCAUUUUUUUUUCAAAUGGGCCUUUGAUUGUCAGUGACAGCAUCAUCGGACACACAUGCAUCACAUAUGAGGAAUUUGUCCUGGUGAGAUCCAGCACCGGAUAACUUCAAGCCAUACAAACUGGUUUUCAUUUUUGUCAAGCCUCAUCAGCUGCACACUGGGAAGUUGAAACGUGCCAGUGUGUGUGUGUGUGUGAGUGUGUGUGUGUGCGAGUGUGUAUUUUUCGCCUUUUUUAAGAUAUGGAGUAAAAUAUUUCCCCUUGCAGCAAGACAUUUUGACUUCUCUGGUUCCGAGCACACACACACACACACAAAUGUGAUCCCUGCGACAAGGGUUAUAAACAAUGUUUACAGAAAAAAAAGGUGUGUGCGCGCGCGUGUGUGUACAGCUUCUUUAACUAAGAGGGUGCGAUAUAUUCCCAAAAGGCUUAUUCCAUAUUUAUAAUUUACAUCAAUAAAGAAAAAUUACAUGA